This is a messenger RNA of Oryza sativa Japonica Group (Japanese rice), 1113 nucleotides long. RefSeq names its product predicted GPI-anchored protein 58. NCBI's taxonomy places the organism in Eukaryota, Viridiplantae, Streptophyta, Magnoliopsida, Poales, Poaceae. The record is from RefSeq and is a predicted model, not a curated record.
UUUGCUUUCUCGUAUCCCGAACGAAUCUCUCCGUUACUCUCUUCUUCUCCCCCCAAAUCCCCACCAAAAAGUUUGCAGACUCAAAACUUCUCCUUCUCCCAUGGCCUCAUCAGCAUCCUCCGCCACCUCCCUUGCAUCCUCGAUCACGCCAUGUUCUCCGGUGUUUGCAAACCGUGGCGAUCCAUCGCGCAGCAGCAGCAGCAGCAGCACCCGCCGUGUAACCUCCCAUGGCUGCUCAUGCCGUCCACCGCCGCGACCUCAUUGUUCUGCGUCGUCUCCGAGGACACCCACCGCCCCGGGCUCCUCGGCGACGCGCGCUGCGCGAGAUUCUGCGGCUCCUUCCCGGGUGCCUGGCUCGCCGCGGAGCUCCCCGAGUCGCGCGGCCGCGGCCCCGUGCUGCUCGACCUAUGCACCGGCGAGUGUGUCGCCCUCCCGAGAGGCUGUGAGGCCGGAGAAUCUUCCUCCGCCGAUUCUGCUUCGUCACCGUCGACGACAUCAGGAAGAGGUCCCCCCUGCCCGCUAUGCAUGUACUUCCUGGUGCUCGCCCGCAACCUCGUGCUCAUGGUCAUCAGGUUCGUCUCAACGAGGGAGACGGCGUUUGAUGCGCUUCAGGCUGGAGCACGGCGACGGGCAGCAGCCGCCUCACUAGAAGAAGCUCGCAAUCGGCGCCCCUGAGCGGCCGGAGGAUCUUCCUCAGACGAGGCUGCUACUUCUCCGUCGAUUUGUGCAACCCCUGCCCGCUCCACAUCUACUUCUGCGACGCCGCCGCGAGCUUCCAUGGUGCUUGGUGCGGGGACCUGGCACCUGGCGAUGGACUUGGGUUUUUUCCAUCGGCUAGAACAUGCAUAGAUGGUCUCUGAUCCAAAGAUUCCAAGUGAUGAGAAAACUCACAGAGCUCUGAUCCAAAGAUUCCAAGUGAUGAGAAAACUCACAGAGCUGCACCUGUAUCAGGAUAUAAUUUUGUGGACACGUUCAGUAAUCUGUUAAUUCAGGGAUGGUAACGCUUUUAGAUUUCCCAAUUUGUUUUGAGUGAGAAAUGAAGAAUUAAUGAAUCGUUGUUACUAUCUCAUGAGAUAAAUGAAGUAUUUGGUACUGAUACUUUAUCUCUGACAA